Messenger RNA from Malaya genurostris, 4222 nucleotides. It is a transcript of the gene Esyt2, whose product is annotated as extended synaptotagmin-2. The record is from RefSeq and is a predicted model, not a curated record. Lineage: Eukaryota; Metazoa; Arthropoda; Insecta; Diptera; Culicidae. The coding region runs from base 849 to 3428 and encodes 859 amino acids. The transcript is spliced from 13 exons. Gene Ontology annotation, biological process: lipid transport. Gene Ontology annotation, molecular function: lipid binding.
GCCGUUCGAGGAGAACGUAGUUUCGAUCUGCUGCGUUUUGUCCGUACAACAACCAAAGCUGUUAAAUAAGCAAAAUUUUCCAUGAAUAGUAAUACUCGUUAAUUUAGCAUAUUUCGCGGCGUUUUCCCUUGACCCAUCUUCAGUAGUAGCGAUGCUAUCGAAGCGCAUGUUUGGGUGGUGAUGUGCAAGAACUUUCAAUCGGAGAUACGAUUUCAUAUUUGAUGAGAUUAUGAAAAUUUUAACAACGUGAAAUGAAAUGUUAUUUCCAGGGCAAUGAGAUAGGCGAAAAAUUAGUUUCACGGGAAAAUUACGUUAAAUCGAGAGAAAUGUUCUGAAACGUAUCUUGGUUUCAUUUUAUAUGAUCAUAUUCAAGUUAUUACGGAUAUCAAUUGUUGGAUUUAAUGCAUCAUUAGACAGCAUGAUUCAUACAACACACUCACUUUUCCACACUGUACUCAAAUCGCCGGCUGCAAGUUCCGCACCUAGUAUUGACUAUCGAGGCACAGACCACUGCGCUCAUUGGCCACAUCACAGCGCAUUACAUUAAUUCUUUGCCGAACAGCAUGGCUGCCGUCCCGGUUUACUCAUAAAUAUUCUCGAGAAAUUUCAAAUCUCUGCUUUUUGUGUUCACACCUCACUGAUAGUCAGUUGUUCUACGGCAUACGGUUAGGUUUGAGUAUUAGAAGUGCAUCGCAGAGAACUCAGUUUCAAUUAUCAGUGUUUUGUUUACAAACAAAUUGGUUGUAUCUGUUGAAUUGGUAUUGACGAACCCGUAGUGAUUAGUUUAUGAGUGCGAUCUGCGUUGAGAGACGUAGUUAGUGGUUUUCCAUUACCAGAGCAGAGCAAAAAUGAGUGAUUUAGCAAGCACCUCAAGUGAUAUUGGAGGGUCUACAGUGGCGGCAGUACCUCCCAGCGAGAGUGACAAUCUGUUGGACGACGCGAAUAGAUCUAGCAACAGCGCCGAAAUGGCUGGCGCCAGCAAGGAGCAAUCAUUGGAAAAAGUUGAACUAGAAAAAGCACCACCGUCAACCGACCAUGAUAGUAUUGUAUCCAUGCUGUAUUCCUUUACCAAGAAGGUGGUCACAGUGGGUAUCAUCUAUUGCGUUGGCUACAUGGGCUGGUCGGUAGCGUGGCUAAUUACGCCGGUGAUCCUUUCGGUAGCACGCGACCAAUGGCGCAAGAAAAACGAAACUCGUCGAAAUGUGGCCAAAGCAUCGGCACUGGCGAGUGACAAGGAUGUCAUUUUGGCACGUCUGGGCGAUUUACCCGCUUGGGUUUUCUUCCCAGAUGUUGAACGUUGUGAGUGGCUAAACAGGAUUCUGAAACAAGUGUGGCCCAAUGCAAACUUCUACGCCAAAGGACUCAUAAAAGACUCAAUCGAGCCCAACAUUCAACAGGCUCUAGCAGGGUAUAAGCUGAAUGGCUUCAAAUUCGACCGCAUGAUUUUAGGAACGAUUCCUCCUCGUAUAGGUGGAGUGAAAGUGUACGAUAAGAACGUGUCACGUAAUGAAAUCAUAAUGGAUUUGGAUUUGUUCUACGCCGGUGACUGUGAUAUCAACUUUUCCCUGAGUGGAUUACGAGGUGGAAUCAAGGAUUUCCAGAUCCACGGUACGGUGAGGGUUAUUAUGAAACCGUUGAUCUCCCAGAUGCCGCUCAUUGGCGGUCUGCAAAUUUUCUUCCUCAACAAUCCGCAUAUCGAUUUCAACCUGGUCGGGGUGGUGGAUCUGCUCGAUAUGCCUGGGCUCAGUGAUAUAUUGCGAAAGAUUAUUGUGGAACAGGUGGCUGCCAUCAUGGUGCUGCCGAAUAAACUACCAAUCAUUCUGAACGAUGGUGUGCCCGCGCUGACACUCAAAAUGCCAGAACCGGAGGGAGUCCUUCGAAUUCAUGUGGUGGAAGCCAAAGAUUUGAUGAAGAAAGAUAUCGGUGUUUUGGGAAAAGGCAAGUCAGACCCCUAUGCCAUUAUAUCCGUUGGCGCUCAACAGUUUCGCACGCAAACGAUAGACAACACGGUUAAUCCCAAGUGGGACUACUGGUGUGAGGCUGAGGUUAACGCUACGAUAGGUCAAGAAAUUGAGUUCAACCUAUGGGACUGGGACCCGGGAUUUCCAGGCGUCCAGAAUGACGACUUUCUCGGCAGGGCCACGGUUGAGAUCAGCAGUGUCACGAAGAACGGAGAAAUCGACACGUGGUUAACUCUUGAACAAGCCAAACACGGAUUGGUGCAUCUACGAAUGACUUGGUUUGCCCUAAGCACUGAUCGAAAUGCACUAAAAGCGGCAUUGGAAGAGACUCAACAACUUCGGGUUACGUCAAUGAGCACUGCUUUGUUGACUGUUUUCAUUGAUUCUGCCAAAAAUCUUCCCCAAGCCCGUCAGCAAAGCCAACCAGAUCCGUACCUAGUUCUGAGUGUCGGAAAGAAAACCGAACAAACAACACCACAGAUGAGAACCGAUGCACCCGUAUGGGAACAAGGGUUCACCUUUCUGGUUAACAAUCCAGACAACGAUACGCUCCAGCUUAAAAUAGUCGAUCAAAAGACCGGAAGCUCUCUCGGAACUUUAACCUAUAUAUUAAGCGCCUUGCUGGGGAAACCGAACAUGGAGCUGAUGUCACAACCUUUCCAGCUGUUGAAAUCGGGACCGGAAUCAAAAAUACUAAUGUCGUUAUCGUUGCGCAUUCUAAAACGCAGCUCUGAUAAACUCGACGAUGCUGUUUCCGACAAAACAUCUGCAUCCGAGGGAUAUGGAGGAAAUAGCUCUCUAUCACGAUCCAGUUCAGUUAGAACAGCUCCUACCGUUGUUCCUGAUUCGACUACGACGGAUUCGAAUGCCAGUGCUUCGUUAAAGAAACAGGAAUCACGAAUAUCUGGAAUCAUUGAUCAAAUGUCCGUCCAGGAUGAACCAUUUUUUGUAUCAACAUUGAAUACAGUAAUGAUGGCUACCCCACCAAGAAGUCCAAAUCUUAGCGAGAAUGGAAAUGAAUUGUUACGCCGUAGUCCAAGCACUACUUCUAGCGCAGGGUCAGCUGGUUUGGGACGGAUUCAGCUAACGAUUGCCUACAGUGUUCAACGACAGCGACUGCUUGUGAUCAUUCACAAAAUAAACCACAUCCCACUGAAGGACCCAUCAAAUAUUCCGGACCCUUACGUUAAGCUGUAUUUACUCCCAGGUCGCACAAAGGAAUCGAAAAGAAAAACCAAUGUGGUGAAAGACAACUGCGAUCCAGUGUUCGAUGCUACAUUCGAAUACAUCAUUUCAAAUGCUGAGCUGGUCAACUCGGAAUUGGAAAUAACAGUCUGUACACAAAAAGGCUUUUUCGGAAGUCCUGUUAUAGGAAUGCAAAAAAUUGCGCUAAGUGAUCCAGAUAUAUCUUCGUCACAUGGGCUGAAAACUUGGUACGAUCUUCUACCCGAGUCGAAGUUCGAAUGAACUGUGUUAUGCGUACUUCUUAUUGAGCUUAGCUUAACGUCCAUCAGUAAAUCAUUACAUUAUAUUUUAUCACAAAUGAUACUUAGGCAGAUAAAAAUUUUAUUGUUAAAUAUGAUUACUCCAUGUUACCGUAAUUUUAAAAAUUUUAAAUUUGCUGCUGUGUCCUUGUAAUAUACCCCACAUUGCUCAUGGGAAUAAAAGUUAAAUUUUUUUCUCCAAAACUAGCACAAAUCUCUUUUUGAGCACUCAUUAAAUACAGUUACCAUAGAAUUGAUUGUUAAUUCUCUGAACGCAAGUAUGAACAAUUGAACAAUGAACAAAUAGUUGUCUCCAAAACGUGUCAAUUAAUAGGAAAAUCCACCACAGUGCGAGCGAAACCGGCUGUACCGUGAAUAAAACAAUAGUGGACAAUGGUCCGUUUCGAAUCCCUAACAAUCACAAAUGAAAAAUACACAAAAUCAUGUUUGCUCCAUUAGUUACUGCACCUAGCGGCCUUUAGCACGGAAAGUAUGUCGCUAACGGCGAACAAACAAUUUGAACAUAAAAAAGUUGAAUGCAUAAUUUGAGAGCUUACAAUUUGAACAAUCAUACUCACUCGGCUUUGUAGGUACCGUGAUAAAUCUCAUUAUAAAUAUAUGUAUAAAUAAGGAUUUUUUUAAAAUAUUGAUAAUCAAACUUUACCGGACAACAGCAUUGAAACACAACUUUGCUUAUGAAAGAAUGCACAGAAAUACAAACGACUAUUAUUAUAAAAUAUUGAAGGUAUGAAAAUAUAUUUCAAAUAAAUUUCAAAA